This is a messenger RNA of Porites lobata, 9633 nucleotides long. NCBI's taxonomy places the organism in Eukaryota, Metazoa, Cnidaria, Anthozoa, Scleractinia, Poritidae. The record is from the annotation of a GenBank genome assembly.
AUGGAUGCACUUGGGAGACGUCUCGGAAGGAUUGCUAACCUCACAAGAACUCGAACUUUUCUAGUUUAUUGACGUCAUCAGCGUGCUCAAUGGGAAUAGGAAGCACGCUUGCGCUAUUGAUUUUGAUUAGGCGAUUAUUCUAACUAUGUUAUAACGGUAGUUAACCUGGUGAUGUGAUGACGUCAUCAGUUAAACAACUGUAAAUGCAGGAGCUCAGUAUGUUCAAAACAUGUUCUGAGCAAAGGUGAGGGCUGUUCGAAUCGUUGUUCAUCAAAAAAUGAAAAUGGCUAAAUUUUAUCUCCAUUUUUUGUAGAAUCCAAGAUAUCUAUCAUAGUUCGAUUGUCUUUUCUUUUAUAGAUCACAGAACGAACGUGAAAAAAUGUGCAAACCGUGCACAUACCGUAGGCAAGUGUUUUUACUCCACUUGAUAUCGCGGCUUAUCAAACCGGGCUAAUAUUGACAUUUUACAGACUUCCUUGUAUAACAACGUAACUGCCCAGAGUGGAAACAAGCUAAAUGGUGUGUUUGCUGUUUGAUUUUGAUUCCUCUUUGCUGACUGGAAAUAGCUGAAUGUAAUUUAGAGAACAAAAUGGAAAUCAAUGUUUGGCUUGAUGUUCUUUCUUCCUAAUUUACGUAAUGAAGGACAUAUCGUACAGGAAAAUUAGUGGCAAACGUUUUCCGGAUAUUUGUAUCGUCAUGUCCGAGUCAUCCCUCAAGCUUCUUUGAUUAAUGACAACUGAAACUGACUCUGAAACAUCCUGAGCAAGUGUCAUUGAUUCCGCAACACAAUUCAGUAUUGUCUGUCAGUGGUCGGUGAUAAGUUAAACACUAUUUCUUCCCAUAUAAAAUACCACACUGUCAGUCCGUGUCCCGAUGCGAUGCUGUGAGGACUGUUGAAGAUAAAUAACAAGGUUUCAAAAGGCAAACAAAGGUAGGCAAGACAAACGUUCCAUUCACUUAUAUAUUAGCAAAACUUCCAUUGCCUUAAAGAAAAUUUAAAUUCACUCUGGGUUUAAUUAGAAAUUGCUGAUUGUAAAUAGUUAAUUUUCUGUUAGAUUAGUUAAAGUUACACUGGUAAGUCAAUAGGGAGCUUAAGCGGGACGACAACGACCGCAACGACGACCUCAAAAAAACAAUAGCACGACUACGACGUGAAACCUCCUAAUUUGCCGUUUUACGGAGGACGUGGACAUACGACGACGAAUUUUCCUUCCUCUUUUUGAACCUGAAUAAAAUCCUUAAGAAUUCAACUCCAGAAAAAGUUACCUGCAUUUGACAUAUCGAGCGGGUCCAAAUAGACGCGAAUAAGUUUGAAAGAACGCAAAUUUAUUUUUUCAUAGACGUUUUCACUGUUGUCGUCGUUGUCCUCGCUUAAUGUUCCUAAAUGUACAUUGAAAACCCGCUUUGUGAGUAGUUGAAUGCGGUGGUAUUUUACUAAGGCUGGGUUUACCGUUCGCACUACACUGAAUAGCUUUUGCGACGCCACGAAAAUCAAACUGGAUAGGUCGAGGAUAGGGCUUUUGUUCACAGACAAGGAAGGUGACUUUGGUGCGAUUUUUGUGACAGAGCGAAACUGCGCUACGCCAGUUUCUAAAGUAAAGAGUCGCAUAGAUGUUCAUACUGUAAUUCCCUGCAAAAGUGUCUGUCCAAUCACUACACAAUUCUGCAGCGUUGUUCGUAAAUCAUUGAGCACGGUGACACGGGGGUUACUCCAGAGUGGUGUCAGUGACUCUCACAACCAAAUAAGUGCCAUGUUAAUAUAUUUUAUUUCUGAGUGACUUACUCUUUCACUUCACAAUUCUUCAACUUCCUUAGCAAUGUCUUUCCUCAAAUUGACCCUCUUCUUGGUAGUUCUCUUUCUUCCUCUUUUUCUAUAACUGCUUACUCCUUCUUCUAAAAGCUUACUUUUCAACAGCUCUCUAUUUAUUUGUUUGGUUGUCCAUAAUAUGUUCAUGUUAAUAACAAUGCGUAGGAUACAUUUACGUUCUAAUUAGCAUACGAUUAAUUCGUAACCUAAAAUUUCUUUAAAAAGCUUUUCUUCAGUUCUGGAGCAGAAUAACUACUAAUGAAAACUAACUAAGUAAAGUUCAGUAAAAGAAACACUUUUGCAAGUUACUUUAAACUUGUUUGGACCCUUUAAAGGUAAAACUCAAAGAUACAAACUUCGUUAAUGGUAUACAAAGGACAACUCCCAUAUUCAUAAAUUUGGAAACAAGAUAAAUAGAUGGGACAAAACUUCCUACCUUUAAUUAAUCAAUCCCUAAAAACGGAAAACUUUGUCAGCAAACACUAGCCUUAAAACUCAAGUUUCCUUUGUAAAUUACUAAAAGUGUCCAUUAAAAGAUAAGUAUUUUCCGAGGGACAUCAAGUCAGGAGACAUGAUGUCCCACUCUCAAAAACCUUAUUUACUCACGAACACAGGAAAUGAUAAAGUCUUAACUUAGUUAAAGUCCUAAAGUCAUGGAAUGCAGAAAGAGUGAUUGAGAGGUACAUGGGGGUGUAGAUGGGAGUUUUCUUUGGCUAGUAACCAACUAAAGAAUGACGCACAUGUUCUGAUUCCGUGCGUGAUGCAGGGAAGCACACUUUUUAAUAUUUAUUCUUCUAAAUAUAGAGUUCAUUAGCAAAAUAAUGUGUUUUAUAUCUUAUUUCAAACUUAUUAAUGAACAGUUAAAAUGUUCCAGGACCUAAAAAGCUUCCUACAACGAUAUACGUCAAUAUUCAUUUCAACUUGAUCAGAUAAAAUUUCAUUGUCAGCAAUCAAUCAAGAUCAUUUUUCAUGCUUCUCCUUUUUAUAUUUUAAAUGUUGUUUAUUAGUAUUAUUUUUGACUUAUCCCGUAAAGGAUACAUUUGGCUAAAUCGGGUUAAAUAUCGGUUUCCCUUCAAAAAUCAUUGGAAAGAUAUAUAGGACUUCCACUAGCUUAUAGUAUUUUUCAUAAAUUAGGGAGAUAAGUCCCGUGACAACGGUUUCAGCGUUUUCCCAUUUCUUUCAGUGUUCUUUCCAUCGAGCACUGUUGUUUGGAGGUUUUAUAACUGACCUCCUUGUGAAUAGCAAGGUUUCAGAAGGCAAUAAGAAGUGGGGCGACAUAAUAUUUGUCUCAGUGCAGACAGGGAUGUUAGAAGUAAGGUUUACAUAGAAUUUGAUAAUCAGUGGAACUUUUUUUAAUAGCUAAUUUUCAUGUCAUUUAUACAUGGUUUAAUGAUCUUUAAUCUGAAGGGAGGCUCUUGAUAAAGUAAGGACCGCCGUAUUUAAAUAACAACACCGUAGAAAGCCGGAUUUUGUGAAAUAUAUCUGUGGUUUGAUAUGGGACGAAUUCUACAAAGAUAUUGUUUCAUCUUUUCAAAUGACUUUGGAUUACAUAUUUAACAUUUAAAGUAUAUGUUCAACAAACGCGACUAAUAUUGCUGCUUUUACUUCCGUCUUAAAAUUGCCUAGAAGUUGAAGCUUACUUCCAGCCUGGUUAUAAUUUCGUUAAAUUCAUGACUAGAAACAGGGAGUGGCCUGGUUAGUCAAUUGCAAGUGGUUUAAUAUUUCUUGUUUCUUAAGCCAAAGGAUGAAUGCCGCGAGUGUAGUCUUAAUGUUCUUUGUCGUUCACAAGACACUGAAUUUAGUAUUGCUUACAGUUUUCCCAUUAUUUUAUUCUUGUGUCAUUUUUGACUUCAUGACUGGUUAACUUAAAACCAGGUUUUGUUUUCAGCUCUCAGAGCACUUGAGAAUUAAUGUCAGCUCAUGUCGUAUGCGUGAUCUGUAGAUACAGAAAUUGAUCGGCAACAAUUAGGACUACAACCCUGGUCAAAACAUCUUGAGACAUGAGGAAAUUAGGUGCUAAUUCGCACGCUUCUAAUUAAACUCGUAUUUUCCAUCUUACACAUGAUCGGAAAUGUUGUUGUAAGAGCCUAUUUCUGUCGUCUCCUCCCCCCUCCCCUCUUCCCUCAACAAUGUUGAUUGUGUUCAAAAAGACUUAAAGGUAUAACGUCAACACUGCACCGAGGGGGAGAAGAGGGAAAGUGCGUCAUUUUGACCAACUUUUGCGUUCGUGGCCCCAGCGUUUUUAUCAGGGUUUUAGAUGUAAAGUAGUUAACAUACUUGGGCUUUUAUUUGCUAAUUUAUGUAAUUUACAUUAAAAGAUAUUGGUGAAUCGAGCCGACAAGUUGUCAUGUCAAAAGAGGAAAUAGUUAGCAUCAACCUGCUGGAGGCGGCCAUCGCCCAAAGAAAGUUCUUAAAGCUUGUAGAUGAACAUCCAUGCCUGUAUGUUGGCCCACAUGUUCAAAACGCAGUCAGAAGGUAUGACUGGAGUGUACUUUUUGAACCUUAUUAAAACCGCCUGGUGAAGCCAGGGACAUGGGAGAAUAUUUUUCGUCUCCUUUUCAUCUUGUCCAGCCUUAAAAACUCCCUAAAUAUAUUUUGAAGGCUGCCAUUUGAAAAAAGGGUGGUGAAAUUGUAAUAACGAACAAAAUAUGAGAGGAGGCACGGUCUUACAGGGCGACUUUCGUUACCCUGGGUACAGGCGCUCCCCUCCCCUCAGAAAAAAAAACGGGUCUCUCUCCCCGGGGGCAGGCUACAGAGGCUAGGAAUUUGAUAAAUAUUAAAGACCAAAUUCAGGGGUACCCAACGAGAAUAUAGUUCAAAGCACUUAAACAUAGCAUUGUUGAACGUAUUUUAGUAUUUAAACCGUAGAUAUAGGCAUAUUUUUAUCCCCUAGUCUAGUGAUGUGAAAAUUAUAGGGAUCAAAACUUACCUUUUCAAAAAUUUCAGCCAGAAAACUGAAGGCUCCCGAAAAUUCUGGGUGACCUUUUCAGUGUAAAAAUCCGUUCAAAAUGGGCAAUAAUACCAUUUUUCAGAAGUUCGAAAAUCCUAGGAGAGGCAGGCAAGCAAGACAUUUACAACAAAUGUUCCGAAAAAUCUGGAUCUUAAAUCGUCUUCCGAACAGAUAUUUUCCAAGCAUUGUCGUUGGGUGCCCCUGCAAAUUCAUAUUUGGGACUAGAGAGGAGAGACUCCAUCUUCCUACGUAAUUUCUGGCUGCAAGCUACGGCAAAGAACCUAAACAUAGACGAAGCAAAAAUAAUUCUUAGUAAGUGCACGUGACUUGCAAACAAAGCGAAAGGCAAGGAUAUGAUUGCAGACUACAUUGCACUGGUAUGGAUGGGGCUUCAUGGGUCGUAAGGACUGCAUCUUGGAUCAGCCAUCUGAAAUAAAUUUUUUUAAAAGUGGGAUUAACUGAAUGCAUACAUGUUAAAUCAACUAUAUUUGAAUUCAGGGCACCACCCCUUCUCUUAUCACCUGCCUUGACAGGGUUAUUAUUAAUUUUUUUUUUCAAGUAGUUUUUUACAUGGGAUGUUUCUAUUUUGGGUUUAGAUAUGAAGUCUUCUGGCUUCCACUAAUCGCUGAGUUCCCAGAUGCAACAGUUGCUGCUCCUCUUGACAUUGCUUGGGUUUGGCACGUGCAUAUGCUUUCACCUCUCGCUUAUGAAAGGGAUUCCAACGAGAUUGUCUCAACAUUGGUGGACCAUAAAAUCCUUGUAGGAGAAGAGCGGGAAGCUGGACUUCAAAAGGCGAAGCUCCUAUGGCACCAACGGUACGGCAAUGAGCCCUUUGAAGUUGACCUGUCAGCCCCUGCCAGUAUCGUACUUCACGUGUCAAGAAUCCAAUAUGAUAUCGUGGCUGGAUGCAGUCGCCAGAGAGUCUUUUACUAUCAGGUUUCCUUACCUCAUUAUGGAGACAGGACGUUUCUUAAAGAAGCUGUUGAAAGAUACAAACAACAUCUGCGGUUCGCUCAAAGUCAUCCAGGUACGUUCCUGGUCCCGUGUUUUGACUCCGAUCUCAUAUGGCAUGCGCACCAAGCUCAUCCGCUGGCUUACAGAACUGACAGUAUGAAGUUCCUGGGGAAAGUUCUUGGUCACGAUGAUUCUGUUAACGAUCGCCAGCCAGGCUCGAAACGUUCGACAUCCGCGCAAACAACAAAGCAGCUGUGGUCAGCUGCUAACAUGGAAUAUGAAAGAAAUGGAAGCUUGUAUCGAGGUGAACCUCCAUUAACCAUUGAAGAACGUGGUAAGCCCGUCGAUUACUCUUCGACGUUGAUAAAUGAGUACUCAAUAGAUGUUCUGGAGAUAGAGAUUGGAAUUUCUGAAUCCAAUUGGUAUGAACUGAGAGUUGAUGUAAGCAAAAAAGACAGUGGAAACGUCUUCAUCGUGAAGAAAUUUAAAGGACCUGCUGCCCAUAUUUUUCAUCCUCCUCCUGAUCGUCCUUCAACGUUCGUAUGCCGAAAAGAAACCAACAAUUUCUUUCAGGUAUGAUGGCAUUCUAAACUUCUAGAGGUCUUAGUCGAUCCACAAAUCAAUCAAUCAGUCAAUCAGUCAUGGUUUAUUUUUUAUAUUUUCCCUCAAAGUUUCUUUAUAGGAGAUAUAUUACUCCAUAAAACAUGAAUAGGAAUAUAUGAAAUGACUCACGUAGACGGUGAAUGAACUAGUGACCAAAGCAAAUCGAGCCCUGACCCAUGCGAUUGACUGGAUGCUAAGUUCUGUCCUAUCCAUUAAGCUGAUCAAGCAAACGAGAGACCUAAUCUAUUUGUCUAAUCACAAACUUAUGAUUGAAAUAGGUCGAUAUCAGGUCGAUCAUGUGCCCAUGUGGAAUCCGGAAUCUUGGAAAUUGUUGCCUGUGGAAUCCGAAUACGGCUGUGGGAAUCAAAAAUCCCACUAAAAAUUAGAAUCAGGAAUCCUGGGCCUUGGAAUCCGAAUACACGUGUGGGAAUCAAGAAUCCCACUAAAAAUUGGAAUCCAGAAUCCUGGGCCUUGGAAUCUGAAUACACCAGUAGGAAUCCAGAAUCCCACUAACAACUGUAAUCCGGAAUCCAAGUUCCACUGAAAAGAUCUGGGACCCAGCAAUUGGAUUCCGGAAUCCAUGGCGUGAAAUCCGGAAUGUAAGACUGGCUUGGAUUCCCUUACGUGGGGCGAAUUGUGUGAAUCAAACCAAGUUGAAAAUGAGACCCAUUUCCUGUUUCGGUGUUAGAAAUACUUUGCACAGCGGCAGAGUAGACUAUUAGUAGCUGCUACUAUGUUAUGGUGACAUUCUUGAUUGGUUUCUGGUUAAUGUAACUUGUCUUUGAACAGAAUCCUGUUAAAUAACUCAGAAAUGUGUACUUGUUUACGGCACAGGUUGAAAUGUACCGGAAACGUCGACUUGGGUGCUGUUUUGUGGGAAUGGCUGAGGAAUCAGACCAACGUUGCCUUUUGAAAUUGGAGCCGUUCAUACAGAGACGUCUUGAGGCUCCACAGGUCAUAACACAGAGGGAGUAUUUCUCAAGUGAAAACUAUGUUAAAAUUACUGCUGUUGUCCAUCCGCCUUCGCCUAGAGAGUAUCGGUUUAGGAUCAAACCGGAGGAAAGUCUAAGCGACAUGAGUGACGCUGCAACCAUUUUAAGCACUCCAAUGUUAUCUGUGUUCAAGACCUUAUCUUUUACGCCAUCGGUAGAAUGCCAGCUGCAGAAGGUAUUUGACUUCCAUGAUCGCCUGGCUUUUUCCUGUCGAGUAAUGCACAAGGGGGGAAUGGGACGAGGAAAUCACCCAGUGUCUGUAGUAGUCAUCAACAAUGCUGGAGAUAUUGUAAGUACAGCACAUCUUCUCCAAAGGAGUACUCUUCCAAGCUGGAAGCAAGUCAUGAAUGACCGGAAAGGAUGUUGUACCCUAGAGGACAACGAAAGAGCUAUGUUGAUUAGAGGAAGUAAAGAUUGGGGGAUCUGUAUCGGUAGGUGGGAAAAUCGAUGUGCCAUAAAAUUCUUUUCUCUUAUUGAGAAACAAGAAUGGAAAUCUGUUGUAUCUAACCCAGAAGAAUUUUCGAUAGAGCUCAGCAAUAAAAUGCCCUUUCGUGUGGACCUUAGGAAUGGUAUCAUUGUUAUUCCUCCAGAUGUUUCUUACAUACCAGAAACAAUUGCACUUGGGUUUGCUAUUGCAAUCCUCUUUGUCCUUUGUCAGCCAAUUUUAAACGAAACACUUUAUUAUGACCCAAGUUGUCGUUGUAGCAAUUACCCUACAAAGAUAAAAAUUCCGGGAAACUUGAGGUUCGCAGUGGCAGUCGGUUACGACGCCGACAAGUUUAAGAAUCACAUUAUAAGAACCACUUGUGCAAGAUGUUUGGAAUCGCAUAGGAGGAAAAUGGAAAGGGAAAGGGAAAGGGAAAGGAAAAGGAAAAUGGAAAGGGAGAGGAAAAGGGAAAUGGAAAGGGAAAGGAAAGCUUAUUCUACAACAAUAGUUUCUAAUUCAUUAUUUAGUUUCGGUUGUUGGUUUGAUGACGGUGGGUGUGAUGGCGGUGGGUGUGAUGACGGUGGGUGUGAUGACGGUGGGUGUGAUGACGGUGGGUGUGAUGGCGGUGGGUGUGGUGACGGUGGAUGUGGUGGUUGCUAAAAUGAUUACGGAAAUGGUCAAAACAGUGGGUAACGAUGAUGUUAACACUGCAGGUGUUGUAUUGCCGCGAUGAUCAUGAUUGAUGAUCGAUGGUGAUGACGAUGAGGAUAAUGCAGCCUAAAUGAGAUCAACCAACUAAAGACGGCUAGCAACUGAAGGUGAUAAAAUGAACAAACAGGAACAAUGAUGAAACCUUUACAAAGCUACUCUUGCAUGGACAUUAAUGUCGUUAAAGUCCGUUUUAAUAUGAGGUAUUCCUCGAGAACAUUAAGUAAUAAGAAGUUUAUUAACCACAGCUUGCAACUUUUGAACACACAUUGCUUGUCCUUUCCAGGUUAUGAAUGGAAACAUUUUAUUAUUAGGCAAAAAAACUUUGAAAUUCCGCCAUUUUUUCAAACCCGGCCAGAGGAUCUGGGCAAAAACGUUCACGCAUGCUCAUUACGUUUUUCCGCCCUGAAGGCUGGCGCCGCAUUUCUGCGUUUACUAAUUAACGGAAACUGAAAACUGCUUAAUAAUAAAAAUUAUUACCAUGUAAUAAAGUUCUUUUUACAGAUGGCCUUUGUCACAUAAUGUAGUUUUCAAUAGGGCACUGGGGCACUGCAUAAAAAGCUAAAAACCUACAGUACUAAAAAUUACAAGAUAUUAAAAUAGGUGAACUAAAAAAACGUCACACUAAGCUAACGUAUUGAGAUUUAAAAUCUUUAAGUAAUGAAAUUUUAAAAGCAUUUUAAGGUAGACAUCUCAUGUCUUCAGGAAGGGAAUUCCAGUCUGUCAAUACACUAUUAAAGAUCUGAGUAGAGCCCAGUUCGUGUUUGAUCUAAUAAAUCUAAUAGUUUCCUUGGAGCGGGUGUUAUGGCUAUGAUAGUCUGAGUCUCGAGUAUUCACUGUCAUUAGUAAAAUUGUGCAUAAAAAAACAUCGUUGCAUUAAUCUUCUGGCUGAUAGAUUCAUUCAGUUCAGAUCUAGAAGUGCUUCGGUUGAAGAAGAAUGCGUCGCUUGCUCCAGAACUAGCUUGGCUGCUUUAUCCUGAAGAACUUGGAUAGAAUACAUUAAAACUAUGUUAUUUUUGUAAACCCAUACGAUACUUGCAUAUUCAAGAAUAGAAAUGACCAUUGUUGACACAUAGAUCCUUCUUGCAUAAACUGGGAGAAGAUGCUUGAUUCGUUUUAAGACACCUAGUCUCGUUGCUAUUCUACUUUGUAGUUGUUCAAUGUGGUCAUGCCAAGUAAGAUGCCGGUCUAU